Molecule: messenger RNA, 1414 nt
Organism: Medicago truncatula (barrel medic)
Lineage: Eukaryota; Viridiplantae; Streptophyta; Magnoliopsida; Fabales; Fabaceae
Exons: 1
Coding region: 194-1051 (285 amino acids)
Source: RefSeq, a predicted model, not a curated record
UAGCACUAAUUUGAUCACAUCCUAUAUAUCCCAACCCACAACCUCUCCACAUACUUUUCCUUUAUUUUUGAACCAAACUCUUUUCCUUCAUCUCCCUUUCCUUUUCUCAAUAGCUGUGAGAUAACACAAAAAAUAAAUAAAGCCAACGGAAUCGCGUUUCAAAAGCUGAAAACAAAUAAAAUCAUAAGCUAUCAUGAUUGAGGUAGAAACGAUGCAGCCGCAACAACAGAGAGAUCAAGGAGAAGCUUCUUUUUCUGCUUCUUCUCAUAAUAAUCACGUUUCUCCUUCUCCCAGUUUCAGCAGUUACUCGUCGGAAACACUCGCUGAAAUCGCCGCUAGAGUCAUCGAUGAGCUUCGGUGGGAUCCUCAUUCCGACGAAGACGCGCUUUAUCAACCAUGGGAAGACGACAACAAAUUGAAGACUCAAAACGACAACGAAAAAGACGAGGAUAGUGAAUUUGAGUUUGCGGUGGUUUCGAGGGAUUCAACGAAUUUCUCCGUGGUUUCCGCCGAUGACAUUUUCUACAACGGUCAGAUCAAACCUUUGUAUUAUCCAGUUUUCGAUCAAAAUCUACUAAACGACGACGAUGACGGUGUCGUUUCUUCCGUUUCGCCGGUUCCGAACGAAACAACAACACGACGUCGUUUACCGCUACGAACGCUGAUGUUUGAAGAAAGCAGCGAAGCUACGGCAUCGUGUUCAUCUUCAACCGACGAGAGUAUCGACCUAGAAGGCGUAGCGGAAGGGAGUUACUGCGUUUGGAACCCUAAUUCGGUUGGAAUUGAGCGAAAGAAGAGUAGUUCAGCAGGUUCAGGAUCGAAUCGGUGGAAGCUACGGAACUUGCUUUUGAGGAGUCAUAGCGAUGGGAAGGAUAAACAACCGGUGAUGUUUCAGAUUCCGAAGACGACGGCGAGUAAAGUGUCGCCGGCGGUGGAGAAUGACGGUGGAAAGAAUCAGAGUAAGAGGAAGUCGUUUUUGCCUUACAAGCCUGAAUUAGUUGGACUUUUCUCUAAUGUUAACGGGCUUGGUCGGAAUUUGAACCCGUUUUGAUUUUCCGACCCGAAUCAAACAUUAUCAGUAUUAUUAUUCUUUUUUUAUUUUAUUUAAUCAUAGUCUAUCCCUGUGUGUUUAUGUAAGUUUAACUCUGUAUGUUUGGUACUACGGUGAAUUCAUUAAAAUUAUAAUGAUUAUGUCAAAAUCACCGCUAAUCCAAACAUACAUUUAGUCUAUUUAAUUUUUGGGGGCAAUGUAUCAUAUGAAAUUGAAGAGGUUGAGAGGUAGUAUUUAUUCUUUUUCCUGUAAAUUAUUUGAAAUUUUUGAGAUUUUGUUUUAGUUAGGUAUAAAACUUCUAUUAUGUAUGAUGAUUUGUUUAUACAAGUUUCUGGUAGGUUUUGUUUGUAUUUGAAUUUUGAA